AUGCCUCCUUCUCAAUCGUUUACUUUCAAUUUUAACCCUUCUUCCACCAAUUUUGUUUAUUUUGAUUCUUACAAUUGUGAAACUUAUUCUAAUGAGACUGAUUUCAAUGGGACUGAGUCUGAUGAGACUCAUUCUGAUGAGACUGAUUUCGAUGAGACUGAUUCUGCUGAGACCGAUUUUGAUGAGACCAAUUCUGAUGAGAUUGAUUCUGAUAAGACUGAUUCUGAUGAGACUAAUUUCGAUGAGAUUGAUUUCUAUGAGACUGAUUAUGAUGAUGCUCAUUUCAAUGAGGCUAAUUCUGGUGAUUUUUUCUUUGGGUUUUUUAGCUCAACUCAAUAA
Molecule: messenger RNA, 339 nt
Organism: Solanum stenotomum
Lineage: Eukaryota; Viridiplantae; Streptophyta; Magnoliopsida; Solanales; Solanaceae
Exons: 1
Coding region: 1-339 (112 amino acids)
Source: RefSeq, a predicted model, not a curated record